Messenger RNA from Schistocerca cancellata (South American locust), 582 nucleotides. RefSeq names its product protein FAM32A. The transcript has 3 exons. NCBI's taxonomy places the organism in Eukaryota, Metazoa, Arthropoda, Insecta, Orthoptera, Acrididae. The record is from RefSeq and is a predicted model, not a curated record. Gene Ontology annotation, cellular component: nucleolus. The coding region runs from base 112 to 438 and encodes 108 amino acids.
GCAUCGGCGGAAUGUCUUUGGUUGUGGAGUUUGUUUCUCGAUUGUUCGUACAGUUUUCCAACGCGGGCAACGAGUAAGCAGCUUCGGUGGUGUACAGCGCAAAAUUGUGAAAUGUCAGAGUACGAAGUUGUCGCGAAAGGCCCAUUGAAAAUAAAAGGGGACGGUGGUGUGAAAAAGAAAAAGAAAAAGAAGGAUCAGAAGAAAUUGUUGGAACAAGUUCCUAAAAUUAUAGAAGUACCGAAGGAAGAAAAGCAAGGGAAUGAAGUUAAAAGAACAAAGGCAGAAUUGGCAUUCCUAAAGAUGCAGGAAAAAAUGCAAAAAGAACGCAUUAAGCAGAAGGCUUCUAUGACACACAAGCAGCGUGUUGAGGAAUUCAACCGGCAUCUGGACAGUCUGACGGAGCACUUUGACAUCCCAAAAGUCAGUUGGACAAAGUAGAACAAAUUCUUUGUUUUGGACAUAUCCAUUUGUUGCUCGCACAUUUGUUUGCUCACUCAUCUUAUGCAAGGUGGUGUGGUGCAAUGUGAACCUGUCAUUUGAUGUGAACACAUGAACAUCAUUAUUCCAUAGUGGUAUAUGGAA